This is a messenger RNA of Leopardus geoffroyi (Geoffroy's cat), 880 nucleotides long. It is a transcript of the gene PSMB11, whose product is annotated as proteasome subunit beta 11. The transcript has a single exon. Gene Ontology annotation, cellular component: proteasome core complex. NCBI's taxonomy places the organism in Eukaryota, Metazoa, Chordata, Mammalia, Carnivora, Felidae. Bases 1 to 855 code for a protein of 284 amino acids. Gene Ontology annotation, molecular function: threonine-type endopeptidase activity. The record is from RefSeq and is a predicted model, not a curated record.
AUGGCCCUGCAGGAUGUGUGUAAGUGGCAGGCCCCCAACACCCAGGGACCAUCACCUCACCUGCCUCAGCCUGGGGCCUGGGCUGUGCCCCCAGGCUGCGAUCCUCAAACCUUCUUGCAGAUCCACGGCCCCAGGCUGGCCCAUGGCACCACCACCUUGGCCUUCCUCUUCCGGCAUGGAGUCAUCGCUGCUGCUGACACACGUUCCUCCUGCGGCAACUAUGUGGAGUGUCCAACCUCACGCAAGAUCAUCCCUGUGCACCAGCACCUCCUGGGCACCACCUCCGGCACCUCGGCCGACUGUGCCGUAUGGUACCGCGUGCUACGACGGGAGCUGCGGCUUCGGGCCCUGAGGGAGGGUCAGCUGCCCAGCGUGGCCGGUGCCGCCAAGCUCUUGUCGACCAUGAUGUCCUGCUACCGGGGCCUGGAUCUGUGUGUGGCCACGGCCCUGUGUGGCUGGGACCGCUCUGGCCCUGCCCUCUUCUAUGUCUACAGUGACGGCACCCGCCUGCAAGGGAACAUCUUCUCCGUGGGUUCUGGAUCUCCCUAUGCCUAUGGCGUGCUAGACCGCGGCUACCGCUAUGACAUGACCCCCCAGGAAGCCUAUGCCCUGGCUCGCUGUGCCGUGGCCCACGCCACCCACCGCGAUGCCUACUCCGGGGGUUCUGUAGACCUUUUCCACGUGCGGGAGAGUGGAUGGGAGUAUGUGUCACGCAACGAUGCCUGUGUGCUGUACUCGGAACUGCAGAAGCUCCCGGAGCCAGACAAGGAAGAGGAGGAGGCCAGCCGGGACCAUCCGGAGCCCGCCAGCCCGCACAGAGACUCUACGAUGCCCGCAGAGACUGAGAUUCUCUGAGAAGCGGCAGGACUUGGAGGGGGCC